GCUCGGAGGACUGAGAGAAGAAGAAGAGCUACCAGUAGCCUGCUAGCAGCUAGUGUUGCAACUCUGGUGCAGCUUCGUCAUUUCACUUUUCAUUCAUUACUUUUGAGGCCUUAACUGUUUUACAGGAUAAACAAAACGUGACCAUGGUGAAAAUUUUUAUCGGCAAUGUUGCCUGUGACACGACUCCCGGCAACCUGCGGGGACUCUUUGAGAAAUACGGCAAAGUCACAGAAUGUGACAUUGUCAAAAACUAUGGUUUUGUGCACAUGAGUAACAUGUCAGAAGCAGAGGAAGCCAUUAAAAACCUCCACCAGUACAAGCUUAAUGGCUGGCCCAUGAACGUGGAGAUGAGCAAAGGCAGGCCCAAGUCCACUACCAAACUACACGUGGGCAACCUGGGUGAAGGAGUGACCGACGAUGUUCUUCGAGCCAAGUUUGAAGAGUUUGGUACGGUUGUGGAGUGUGACAUCGUGAAGGACUACGCCUUUGUUCACAUGGAGAGAAUGGAGGAUGCAGUGGAGGCCAUCAGUAAGAUGGACAACACCGCCUUCAAAGGCAAGCUGAUGAACGUACAGCUGUCCACCAGUCGGCUGCGCACUGCCCCGGGAAUGGGAGAUUACACCGGCUGUUUUGUCUGUGGGAAACAGGGUCAUUGGUCAAAAGACUGUCCGAUCAAUGUCCGUGCUAACUAUGGUGAUGUCACUGGGAACUCUAGCUAUGGUGACAUCUCUGGGAACUCUAGCUAUGGUGAUGUCACUGGGAACUCUAGCUACGGUGACGUCCCAAGAGGUCGCAGCCACCAGCCCAGCCUGUACGGCCACCCGGCUUACGGCAGGGCCAGCUACGGUGCGGGCCCCCCUUCGGCUGAUUACAUGAGUAGCUCCGUCUAUAGUCACGCUGGUUACGCUGCUGCAGUGCCACCGCCACCUCGUAGACUUGAUGGCUACCCCUCAGACAUGUGGGCUCGAUAUGCCAGCGAAACGACGAGCUCAUACGCUGACAAGUUAUCAGCUUAUGAUCGACAUCGUCUCUACAGCAGUAGUGAAUAUUAUGAAAAGUACAGAGCUCGCCCUUAUGGCUCAAGCUAUUUCGAAGACCGCCGUAUGUCCUACAUCCCUCCUCCUCCACCUCCCCCCUCCUCUAUGUUAAGCCUCUCUUCCAGUCAGCCGUUGGCUCCAUCAGCUACACCGUACUACGCAGGUGAGCACGGCCGACCCGGACAAGCAUCAGGAUCUUCGGUCGGCUCCAGCUACGAGCGGACACGGCUGUCUCCCGUCUCGUCCUCCAGGACUCCCUACAGCGUCUCACGCCCCAAGGAUGAUUACGCACAACGCUAUGCACCGUACUAACGCCGUAGUGCCAAGGUGAGCACCAGAAUAAACACACAUGACGGUUUUAAUACAACUAAAAUUCUAGAUCUGUAUUAAGCCAGGCAGACACUGUGCGAUUGUCGACUCGUUUUGAACUGAUUUUCCAGUCGUGCGACUAUUUUUUGGAUCGGGCCGGAUUUCGACCCAAUCGUUGGUCGUGCCUCGUGCA
Messenger RNA from Cololabis saira (Pacific saury), 1539 nucleotides. Its product is annotated as RNA-binding protein 4.1-like. Gene Ontology annotation, molecular function: mRNA binding; zinc ion binding. The transcript has 3 exons. The record is from RefSeq and is a predicted model, not a curated record. NCBI's taxonomy places the organism in Eukaryota, Metazoa, Chordata, Actinopteri, Beloniformes, Belonidae. Gene Ontology annotation, cellular component: cytosol. Bases 144 to 1349 code for a protein of 401 amino acids.